This is a messenger RNA of Babesia sp. Xinjiang, 1482 nucleotides long. Its product is annotated as Protein farnesyltransferase subunit beta. Lineage: Eukaryota; Apicomplexa; Aconoidasida; Piroplasmida; Babesiidae. Gene Ontology annotation, cellular component: protein farnesyltransferase complex. Gene Ontology annotation, biological process: protein farnesylation. Gene Ontology annotation, molecular function: protein farnesyltransferase activity. Bases 1 to 1482 code for a protein of 493 amino acids. The record is from RefSeq and is a predicted model, not a curated record. The transcript has 3 exons.
AUGUCUCCUGUCGAGGAGCGCAUAAUUCGACGCGCUCGAGGCAUUAUAGCCAGGCUGGAAUCUUGCUGUGCACGCCUCGAUUCCGCCGCGUCACCACCGCGCAACGCAACUUCUGGCGAUUGUAAUACCCUAUCAGAAGAUGAUGCAAGCAGCUGUUGCAAGGAACUCGGAGCCGUAUUGGCACAGUAUAUGAUCAACAUAUGUAAGGGUUGUGAUGAAGAAGAAGCGAAAAUCCUAAGAGAAAGUGUAGAUGCAUCACUUCAGGCUCAGUUCUUGGUGGAGCUGAACUGUGCAGAAAAAUACUCAUCUGCUUUCGCGCACUACCUUUCAAGAAAGGAUGUUCAAAACCACACUCCAGCGGCUCCGCAUUACGACGGACGCCGAUGUGUCUCUAUAGCCGUCGAGUCGCUUACUCGCUAUCAACCAGCGCAGGUGGUACUUUCAGUUCUCAGCGACUUUAGCAUCGACGAUGGGUUCGUGCGUAUUGAUGUGAAAAAUCACGUUGUUAACUUCCUAUGGAAAAUUGGCCGUAUCGCUUGCGAGAUGUCGCCAUUACAACGUGAUGCCCACGUGCAAUAUAUCACGAAGCACCUUACGCUUAGCGGCGCUACAAAGACAAUACCGCUUGAGGAGUACAGCUGCUCGCAACCGUGGGUGAUAUACUGGUCACUUCAUGGCAUGAGCCUGCUUGGAGCUGACAUCCUGCCUUAUCGUGAACGCGCUUUAAAGAGCUUGUUCGACUGCUGGGACACGGUUGGCGGCGGCUUCGGAGGAGGCCGCGGUCAGAUGGGCCACUUGGCCACUACAUAUGCAGCAGUCUCCUGUCUGAAUAUGCUACAAUCCCUGCAUUUGUUAAACAUAGCCAAACUACGUUCUUUCCUGCUUAAUAUGAAGCAACCCGAUGGCACUUUCACGGUACACCAUGGAGGAGAGGUCGAUGUGAGAGGCAUUUAUUGCGCUGUAGCAUCUGCCUAUAUGGCCGGUAUAUUGGAUGAAGAACUUUCCGAGGGCGUUGCAUCCAGAAUCGCAUCUUGCCAGGGCUACGACGGUGGCAUUUCAGGUGAGCCUUUCUUGGAGUCGCAUGCGGGAUACGUCUACUGUGGCACCGCUGCCUUGAAGAUCUUAAAUUCCUUGAACGACAUCGACACCGACCGUUUGCGCCGCUGGUGUAGACAGCGCCAGACACCCGAACUCGGUUUCCAGGGCAGACCGCACAAGCUGGUUGACGUAUGUUACUCGUUUUGGAUUUCUGGAACGCUUGAACUGCUGAAUGACCAAUGCGAGGACUCAUCAGAGCUUAGUCGCCUGCUACUGAAGGCAUACAUUCUAUGUGUCUCACAGAGUACAACUGGUGGCUUCCGCGACAAACCGUCCAAACCUGUAGAUCUUUAUCACACUUGUUACGCGCUCUCUGCACUGGAGAUAAUAUCGCAGCCACCAGGCAAACGCCGAAUAGACUGUGCUCUAAAUCUUUUAAUUUGA